Messenger RNA from Dioscorea cayenensis subsp. rotundata (Guinea yam), 3291 nucleotides. RefSeq lists its product as uncharacterized. Lineage: Eukaryota; Viridiplantae; Streptophyta; Magnoliopsida; Dioscoreales; Dioscoreaceae. Gene Ontology annotation, biological process: regulation of defense response to fungus. The coding region runs from base 214 to 3111 and encodes 965 amino acids. The record is from RefSeq and is a predicted model, not a curated record. The transcript is spliced from 3 exons.
UGAACAAAAUUUGCAGCUAAUUCCAUUUAUGUGCUUGUUUUAUUUUUCCUAAAAUUUCUUCUUUCCCUUUCAACUCAUCAUUUUGAGCUGACAUUGUUCUUUUUGGGUUUUCCUUUUUGAAUGUUUAUGCCUCUGUUUUGUAAUGGAAUAGAAGGCUUCAUUCUCUGAGUUACAGACCUUGGCAUCAUCAUAUUCUAGUUACAUCGGGCAGCCAUGGGCAGUUAUGCCACUAAAUUUCGCUACGUCAAAUGCCCAAAAUGUCUCAAGCUUCUCAUGGAAUUUGAUCAUAUUCCAGUAUACAAGUGUGGUGGAUGCGGGAAAGUUCUUCAAUCAAAGUUGUACAAUGUUAAUGGGGGUAAUGUCAUCUCUGGAUCAGUUGAUGCAAAUCAGGCUCAUACCAGACCGAGAAUUGAAUCUUCAAAUGAUGUGUCCAUAAGUUCUGUGAAACAAUCAGUACCUUGCUCUUCGAAUGCAGAGUCAUCAGAGGUUGAAGAAGGCCAAGUAGAAGAAGAGAUAAUAGUUUCAAAUCUCAAGUCCACUUCCACAAACGCUGGACAAAAUGUUCAGAAGGAUGAUUCAGAGUAUGUUGGACAAAAUCAUAGCAUGAGAAAUAAUACUGGUCCUGAUUCUUCUUUGAAUGAAGAAUUGGAGAAGUCUCUGAAACCUGGAAAGCAAGGCUCUGAUAGCCCAAGUGUUUCAUCAGAGCAGAAUAAGGUUGGCAAAACAGCAGUUCAUGAUGAGCUUACUGGUGGCUCAAGAUCCCCAUCUGCUAGAAGCUAUCAAACUUAUGAUGGUAGUGUCUCUUCCUCAGAUGAUGGAUACAGUGAUCGUGUUUGGAAUAGACAUUCGAGCUUAUCUCGAAGAACUAUUGGGCACCAGAUUGUUCUUGAUUCAGCUGAUGAGGAAGAAAAGGCAGACGCCGUGGUAACAAAUGUUACUACUUACAGAGACCGAAGAUUUCUUUAUUCAUCUGAUAUUGAAGGAAGGGAAGGAGCUGAUGCCUUGGGAACAAAUGGUAUGACUAAUGAUGCUGAAGAGAACCUUGAAGUAAUUUCCCGAAGAGCUUACAGAAGACGAAGAAUUCUGCAUUCUGCUAAUGCUAAAGAGGAGGAACAAGAGAAUGCUAUUGAAUCAAAUGACACGGCUAGUGGUUCUGAAGAACAUCUUCAAGGGGGUUGUGUCAUAGACUCAAAUGCCAUUGUUAGCACCUUCAAUGAACAUUGCAAAGUUGACAAUGCCAGAGAAUUGAAUGGCAUGAGUAGCACUUUUGAUGAACAUCGCAAAGGGGACACUGUCGUAGGAGCAAAUAAUAUGAGUAGCAUUUUUUAUGAACGUUGUGAAGGGGACAAUUUCAUAGCAGCAAAUGGCAUGAACAGAAUUUUGGAUGAACAUCACAAAGGCAACAAUGUCAUAAGUACAAAUGAUAUGAGUAGCCCUUCCCGUGGACAUUGCGAUAACAAUGACAGUUUCAUAGGAGCAAAUGACAUGAUUAGUACUUUUGAUGAACGUCACAAUGACGGCAAUGCCAUAGGAGCAAAUUAUAUGAGUAGCACUUUCCAUAAACAUUGUGAAGGGGACAGUUUGAUAGGAGCGAGUGUCAUGACUAGUACUUUGGAUGAACAUCACAAAGGAGAUGAUGCCACAGGAACAAAUGGCAUGACUAGCACUUCGGAUGUCCAUCACAAACGGCACAUGUCUAGCAGUUCUGAACGGCAUCUUGAAGGCAAAAGCCUUGCAUCAAACCCAUUAAAAGACGGUCCUGACUCAGCUAUUGAUGGUACCUCUGAUUCAAAUGCAGAUGAAUUAUCUUCAGAAAUCAGAACUCAUGGACAAGGGUGGAGAAGUUCAUUUGACUCAGAUGAAUUUUAUUCCGUCCGGAAUUGGCUUGAAUCAGAAAAUGGUGGGCCUUCUCGAUCGACUUCAAGAGGUUCAAACUUCUAUCCUGAUUCACUCCAAUAUCAGAAUGGCAUUUCUGGCACCAAGUUGAAGAGUGUCAAAAAUGAACGAGAGGAGUUACUAUGGAAAGUUAGUAAGCUAAGAUAUCAACUGGGUGGAUUGUAUGAUCAGAAAAUGAAACACAGUGCUCAUCUCAGCAGCAAUGCACAUAGUCAGCCGAUGAUGCACCCCCAUUAUUCUGGACAUCAAGUGUGUUGCAUGCCACAACAGUGCCAGUUCUCAAGAAUACCGUUCUCCGGUCAGCCCUGCAGUUCCUGCCUCCAUUGUUUACCCCCUCAGUCCUGCUGCCAUAGUGGACCAUGUUACUCUAGUUCUCACAGUAUGAGUAGCCAAUCUUCAGAGGUUCCAUGCUAUCACAAUUCACAGAGAGGUGAUGGCUAUGAGUCGGAGAAGACUCAUGGCAAGGACAAGAAGCCACGGGCCAAGCGCCAUUGCCUUCCGAUGUUGGGAGGUGCACCAUUUGUUGUUUGUACAAAUUGUUCAAGAUUGCUUCAGCUGCCAGCAGAUAUUCUUGUUUCAGGAAGCAAGCAGAAGCUGCGGUGUGGUGACUGCUCUGAAGUUAUUGUGUUUCUGUUUAACAGGAGAGCUUAUACUGAUCCUCUGACUUCUGCUGAGGCAAUCCAUCCACCAAGUGAAAUUGACAAUAAUGAUGAUGUUCUUCAGGGAGACCCGAUUUCUUAUACCGAAGAGUAUGAUCUCUCUUUGGAUAAUAGCUGUUCGACUGAGAUUGAGAUUGUGCAGAAUACUGAUCGGAGGAGCACUGGUAGUGAUAAGCAAAGGGCUGCUUCGCCUCUUCAUAGGCUCAUGGGGUACCAUUCAGCGAGGGAGUUACUGAAAACGCGAUUGUUCGAACAACCGAUGCAAGAUGUCUAUGGAAAUCUGCAGGAGAGACAUAGAGGGAAGGGAGCAUCAAUUCUGAACAGGCAUUCUGCAGAUGAAGCUUCUCCAAGUUUCAUGCAAAAAUAUGAGGAAGAUCAGUCUCCAAAGAAGUUUAAAACUAGAAAGGCUGGUGCUCCACUGCAAGGAAUAAUGAAGAGGGGAGUGAGGGAAUUGAAUCAUGGAUUGGAGAAUUUGAAGAUCAAAAUUAAUGCCAGUAGAAGAACUGCUCCUGCUCCUCAAAAAAAUCAAUUGCAGACAGAUGGUAAUUGGCAUUGAUUGGUUUGUUUAUAGUUCUUACACUUUAUGAUGUAUAGAUGAUAAAGAUGGCUUUUGUUCAUGUUGUUUUCCUUUCACACGAUUGCUUGAAAACCAGCUGUUCAUGUAGUUAUUAAGAAACUAUUGUUUAUUAUUUUUAUUAUUAUUAUUUCUGUAAUUUGUUGUGCAAAUAAAUUAUGA